This is a messenger RNA of Ilex paraguariensis (yerba mate), 341 nucleotides long. The record is from the annotation of a GenBank genome assembly. Lineage: Eukaryota; Viridiplantae; Streptophyta; Magnoliopsida; Aquifoliales; Aquifoliaceae.
GCUUUCUGGGCCAAGUUCACAGUCAUAACAGACCCAAACCAUGAAAUCAUUUAUGAACCCGUUUCCAAUCCAUGGCUUCUUGAUCUCACGAAGAAGUGUCUUGCAUGGGACCGUUAUGAAAGAUGGAGGAUUCCUUGGCUACUUCAAGACCCUUUUUUGGUUCUCCCAAUCCCACCUCAAUUAUCUUCCCCUCAAACCCAAUGCUGGAAACUGCUUCAAGUGAUUACUGAAUCUUGUCCAGACGACCGAAAGGCUUUAAUGCUAUGUUCCCAGCUGCAAAAAUUACUAAGGGACCCAAGAGCUGGAGUGACAUCUCUAUCACGAGAUCAAAGAUCAACAAC